Galendromus occidentalis (western predatory mite) is the source of this 756-nucleotide messenger RNA. RefSeq lists its product as uncharacterized. The transcript has 2 exons. The record is from RefSeq and is a predicted model, not a curated record. The coding region runs from base 19 to 756 and encodes 245 amino acids. Lineage: Eukaryota; Metazoa; Arthropoda; Arachnida; Mesostigmata; Phytoseiidae.
CCUAAUACCUUUGGAGAGAUGUUCACCUUCUGGAUGCUCCCGUAUAUCGGGGCAGUGUACUCCGCACCCACGAUUGACUGCAGCUAUAAGUAUCUCGAUAUCUGUGCGAACGAUCUGCUCCUCUUCCGGGAUAUCGGCGGAAUUGUCAGAGCGCCAGUGAGUAUCGAGGAGCUCCGCCAACAGUGUGAAUCUCAGGCGAAAUCCGAAAACUGCGUCCGUGAGCGAUCCGAGCAGUGCACGACAGGCAUAGUGAAAGGUAUAUCGAGGCUAUUCCUCGAUACCAUCAGGGAUGAAAUGGAAUCUCGCUGCGAUUUCACCUCAGAAGAACACCAGAAAUACAUGGAGAUGGCCCCGUGCUUGGAUUCGAUCUCGGGGAAAAUCGCGAACUGCUCCAUUGAAUUCAUCAAAUCCACGGAUGUGUCCGUCGGGAUCUCGAGUGGUCUGACUCUGAAGCAGAAAAUCCCUCACGCGUGCUGCAAUUUCGGACUUUAUUCCGAUUGCAUGCUUGGGACCACCAAGGAGAGCUGUGGCGCUGAAGCAGAGGCGUUCAUCAAAAACAUGGUCGACGGAGCGAGCGGAGAUCUCAUCGAGACGGCUUGCAGCGCAUACAAAGUCGACAGUGAAACUUGUCGAGAAAACCUGAAGCUGACCAAGCAGCUCGAAGCCGAAGGAAAGUACAACGGACUGUACAAGGAAAUCAAGACGUUCAUGGGCGCGAUCGCAAAGCUCACAGAUUCCCUCACGUCCAGGAACUGA